Messenger RNA from Limanda limanda (common dab), 3033 nucleotides. RefSeq names its product Bardet-Biedl syndrome 9 (gene bbs9). The transcript is spliced from 22 exons. The coding region runs from base 1 to 3027 and encodes 1008 amino acids. Gene Ontology annotation, cellular component: membrane; BBSome. Gene Ontology annotation, biological process: cilium assembly. NCBI's taxonomy places the organism in Eukaryota, Metazoa, Chordata, Actinopteri, Pleuronectiformes, Pleuronectidae. The record is from RefSeq and is a predicted model, not a curated record.
AUGUCUCUGUUCAAAGCCCGUGAUUGGUGGUCGGCAGCGCUCGGCGAGGGCGAGGAGUUCGACCAGGGAUGCCUGUGUGUCGGAGACGUGGACAACAGCGGCAGCGGACAUGACAAAGUGGUGGUGGGCAGCUACAUGGGAAUGCUGCGUAUCUUCUUCCCUCAUGUCAGUAAGUCCAGCGAGGCAGGUGAGGCCGACGCCCAGCUCCUGGAGGUCCAGCUGCAAAACGCCAUCAUCCAGGUGGAAGUGGGCAAGUUCGUCUCGUGUUCGGAGCUCCUUCACCUGGCUGUUCUCCAUCCCAGGAAACUGUCCGUCUACUCCGUGUCAGGCACCGCAGGGAACGUGGAGCACGGGGACCAGUACCAGUUGAAGCUGGUCUAUGAACACAACCUGAAGAGAACGGCCUGCAACAUGACGUACGGCGCCUUCGGAGGAGCUACAGGACACCACUCCCUGUGCGUCCAGUCCAUGGACGGGAUGCUGAUGUUCUUCGAGCAGGACAGUUUCUCCUUCGGCAGGUUCCUCCCCGGGUUCCUGCUGCCCGGUCCUCUGGUCUACAACAGCAGGACAGACGGCUUCCUCACCGUGUCCUCCGCCCGCCAGCUGGAGAGCUACAAGUACGAGACUCUGUCCGUGGCCACGGAGGCGGAGACUCGACAGGAUCCUGACCAGCCGGUGAAGACCGGAGGCAAGAGGUUGACACCUGACUGGACGUUUGUCCUGGGAGAACAGGCCCUCGACCUCUCCGUGCCCUCCUUCUCCCACUCCUCUUCAUCGAUCUUCGUCCUGGGUGAGAGGAACCUCUACUGUCUCCGAGACAACGGACAGAUUCGCUUCAUGAAGAAACUGGAGUUCAGCUCCAGCUGCUUCCUCCCUUACGCCUCAGUGUCGGAGGGCAUGACCAACCUGUUGCUAGGUAACCACACCAACAUGCUGCUGGUUUACCAGGAUGUGACUCUGAAGUGGGCGGCCCAGCUUCCCUUCGUGCCCGUGGCCGUUCGCAUCGCCAACUUCCCGGAGUUGAAGGGCGUGGUGGUCAGUCUGAGUUCAGACGGUCACCUCCUGUGCUCCUACAUGGGAACAGACCCCUCCUUCUUCUCCACGCCCAAGGUGGACGCCCGGGAGGCCGACUAUGAGCAGGUGGACGCUGAGAUGAAGAAGCUCCAGAAGUUCAUCAGAGACGCCACAAGAACUCAAGACAUCCUCCCUAAACCUGAUGCUGAGGAGGACCUGAGUAUGAAAGCUUCUGUGUCCUCCAGCGUGGACAGUCCAUCGCAAGCUCUGACUCAAGAGCUCGAUGGCGUGCCCGUCCCCUCAGUGACCGUCCAGGUGAAGGUGAAGGCCUGUGGUGUUGUGUCGUCCUGUAAACUGAGUGUUGCCGUUCAGCCUCCUCUGGCCGUCACACAGGACCAGUUUGUCCUCGAGUCGAUGGGUGUCGGUUCCUCCACCGUCGUUAAGUUUUCGGCUUUCCUCAAUGGCAGCUACCCCCCCGCUGACCUGACCGGAGACAUCACUGUGUCCUACAGCUCGCCAACAGAGCUAAACCCCAAAGGAGUUCCCAGGGUUCUCCAGGCCAGGUUCAGUCUUCCUCUGCUGUUGGUGUGUGUUCCUUCCUCUCCGGCCAAAACCACCAAGUUCAAGAUCACCGUGGAAACCAACCAGCCGCCGGUCGACCUCAACGCCAUCUUCCCCGAGUUUUCAGAGAAAUCGGAAGAUAAGGACGGGAAUACUUUGGCUUUCCAGUUCCUGUCGGGAGCCAAAGUGACUGUGGUCGCCUCUAAGACCUCCCAGCGUUACCGAAUCCAGAGCGACAGCUUUGAGGACAUGUGGCUGGUGGUGAAGGAGCUGGUUCAGAGGUUCGACGGACAUUUCGCCAAACUGGGAGUCAAGGACUUCAAGAAGAGCUUCAGUGGACCGUUACCGCUGCAGGAGUACUUCCUGUCCGUCGACCACCACUUCCAGCUGCGUCUCAGUGCUCAGCAGUACCAGGACCUGCUGUCGGAGCGAGCGGUCCAGUUCAGAGCCAUCCAGCGCCGCCUGCUGACUCGAUUCAAGGACAAAACCCCGGCACCUCUGCAGAACCUCGACACACUGCUGGACGCCACUUACAGCCAGGUGAUGACGCUAGCGGAGGCGGCCGAGGAGAACCGGGCUCGGCUGGAGGAGGCGUUCGUCCGCCUGCGUAGCUCCACCCACCUGCUGGUGCUGCUGCUGGCGCUGGGGCACGGCCUGACCCCCGACCAGACCGACAUCCUGGAGGCCACGCUGCUGCCGCUGCUGCAGGACUCCCCCCAGCUGGGUUGGGAGGAGUCCUGCGAUGCCGCCGUCUCCCACCUCCUGCGGAGCUGCUUGUCGCGGAGCUCCAAGGACCAGGCCACGUCUCUGGCCCAGAUGGGCGGCCCCCUGCUGAGCCUGCCCCGGGACACCGCCUGCCUCAAGAAGCACAUCACGCUGCUGUGUGAUCGCAUCGGGAAGGGAGGUCGUCUCAGCCUGGCGUCCGAAUCCAACGCCCCUGUCCCCGUCCAGGUCCAGAACCUGGCUGCUCCUGGAGGUGUUGAGCCCAUCGCAGAGGGGCCGGGCGGGGGGGAGGAGCCUGAGCUGCAACAAGAGGCCACCAAGUUCAUCAAGAAGAAACAGCCGUCCAAGAAAGUCAAGAAAGAUAAAGACUCUAAAGAGAAGAAAGAAGUGUCCAAGGAGCCGUCAGCGUCCAGCGUGACCGAGGAAGCAGGAGGCGCAGAGGAGCCCGUCAAGGAGGCGAAAAAGGAGAAGAAGGAGUCGUCCAAGGAGAAGAAGGAGUCGAAGAAGGAGUCGAGCAAAGAGGCCAAAGAGCCCAAAGAGGAGGCGAAGAAAGAGCCGAAGAAGGAGUCUUCAUCCUCAAAGGAGAAGAAGGAGUCGUCUAAAGAGAAGAAGGAAAAGGACAAGGAAGGGAAGGAGGCCAGCAAGGAACCAGGGGACAAGAAAGUGACCAAGAAGUCUUCUGUAAAAGUGAAAGAGAAGAAGAAGGAGCCGGAGGUGGAGGACGGCUGAGAGAAG